Alternaria postmessia is the source of this 2571-nucleotide messenger RNA. RefSeq names its product Translation initiation factor 3 subunit c (gene NIP1). The transcript is spliced from 4 exons. Gene Ontology annotation, biological process: translational initiation. The coding region runs from base 1 to 2571 and encodes 856 amino acids. Gene Ontology annotation, cellular component: eukaryotic translation initiation factor 3 complex. The record is from RefSeq and is a predicted model, not a curated record. Lineage: Eukaryota; Fungi; Ascomycota; Dothideomycetes; Pleosporales; Pleosporaceae. Gene Ontology annotation, molecular function: translation initiation factor activity; translation initiation factor binding; RNA binding.
AUGGCGUCCCGUUUCUUUGCCGCCAGCGACAGCUCCUCGGAAGAGUCCAGCGAGGAGGAACUCUACUCCAACGACGAGGAGUCUGAACAGGAAGACAGCGACAAGGAUUCCGAUGAUGAGUCCGAUGACGACGACUCCGACUCCGACUCGGGUUCGGAAACUGGUGCCAACCGCUUCUUGAAGGACGCUUCCAGCGACAGCGAGAGCGACGACGAGGAUGUGAACAAGGUGCUGAAGAGUGCCAAGGACAAGCGCUUCGACGAGUUGGAGGCAACCAUUAGGCUCAUUGAGAAUGCGCAAAAGAUCAGCGACUGGGCUGUCAUUUCCGAACAGUUCGACAAGCUCAUCCGCCAGGUGCCAACCCUUACCAAGCAGAACGAUGGCAAGAUCCCCAAGCUCUACAUUCAGGCCGUCGCCGACCUCGAGACGGCUGUAGUUGAGACACACGAGAAGCAGAAGGUCACUCCCAAGAAGAUGAACGCUGUCAACGGUCGUGGGUUCAACGCUGUCCGUCAAAAGAUCAAGAAGCACAACCGCGACUACGAGAAGGACAUCAACGCAUACCGGGAGAACAAGGAGGAAUUCAUGCGCGAGGAGGAGGAGAUUGUUCAGGCACCCAAGGAAAAGAAGAAGAAGAACAAGAUCCCUCAACUCGGUACCGACGUCGUUGAGGAGGCGACCGACGAUGGCUUCAUCACAGUCGGAGCUGGUGGCAAGGCUGUCCUAUACACCGCUGAGGGUAUCCUCAAACACUUGCGUGCUAUUGUCGAGCAGCGCGGUCGCAAGAACUCGGACAAGUUGGAGCACAUCCGGACACUGGAGAAGUUGUUCGACGUAGCCGUCAACGACUACCAGAAGGUCCGCGUUCUCUUGACCCUUAUCUCGACGCGCUUCGAUUUGACCUCCGGUACUGCCAGCCACAUGCAUCAGGAGCAGUGGAAGCUUGCGGACCAAGAAUUCGGAAAGCUCCUCCAGAUCCUCGAGGACAGCAAUGAGAUUGUUGUCAUUGAGAACGCCGAGGAGUGGGAGGACGACGAGAAGCUGCCCACUAUCACACCUGGCGAGAUCUUCCGCAUCCCAGGAAGCAUCGUUUCCUUUGUUGAGAGGCUCGACGACGAACUUACUCGCUCGCUGCAGCACAUCGACCCACACACUUCCGAGUACAUCGAACGGUUGACCGACGAGGCCCUUCUGUACGCUCAGCUCGUACGCACAUUGGUAUACGUUGAGAGCAUGAAGAAGAACCCAAACCUAGAACUUCCACAAGAACCACUGAACCGCAUCGUUAUGCGGAGAUUGGAACACGUCUACUUCAAGCCCUCGCAAGUCAUCACGAUCCUCGAGAACAACGUUUGGAAGGCAAUUCCAGAGAGCCUUGAUUCUGAGAUUACCCCCCGCGCCAUCUCCAACGACACCGCUUCUCUCGUACAAACCCUAUGCACAUACCUGUUCCAGAACAGCGAGGGCAUCAUUCGCGCUCGCGCCAUGUUGUGCCAGAUUUACUUCUUGUCUCUUCACGACCAGUACUACAAGGCUCGCGACAUGAUGCUCAUGUCUCACUUGCAAGAGACUAUCAGCAACUUCGACGUCAACACACAAAUCUUGUUCAACCGUGCGCUGGUUCAGGUCGGCCUUUGCGCUUUCCGCGCCGGUCUCGUCUACGAAGCACAAACUUCGCUACAAGAGAUCUGCGGUAGCAACAGGCAAAAGGAGUUGCUCGCACAAGGUCUGCAGAUGCAGCGGUACUCCCAGAUCUCGCCCGAGCAAGAGCGUCUUGAGCGUCAACGACAACUUCCCUUCCACAUGCACAUCAACCUUGAGCUGCUAGAGUGCGUCUACUUGACUUGCUCUAUGUUGCUUGAGAUUCCUCUCCUCGCACAACUCGGCUCAUCACCAGACCUCAGGAAGCGGGUGAUCAGCAAGACCUACCGCCGUCUCUUAGAGUACCAUGAGCGCCAGAUCUUCACUGGACCGCCUGAGAACACCCGUGACCACGUCAUGCAAGCCUCGAAGGCACUGUCUGCUGGUGAAUGGAAGAAGGCAGCCGAGUUCAUCAACUCGAUCAAGAUCUGGGAGCUGAUGGCCGAUUCGGAGAAGAUCAAGGAAAUGCUGUCCUCGCAAAUCCAAGAGGAGGGUCUCCGCACUUACCUCUUCACGUACGCACCUUUCUACGACACACUCUCCAUUUCCACUCUAGCGGGUAUGUUUGAGUUGUCAGAGCGCAAGGUUUCGGCGGUCGUCUCAAAGAUGAUCUCACACGAGGAACUCGCCGCUGCUCUCGACCAGGUCAACUCGGCCAUCAUCUUCAGGAAGGGUGUUGAGCUGUCAAGACUCCAGACGCUCGCACUGAGCUUAUCAGACAAGGCGUCAGGCCUCAUCGAGUCGAAUGAGAAGACACUGGAGCAACGCACACAAGGUACCGCCAAUGCCUUUGAGAGGCAAGGUGGACGUGGUAACCGCGGUGGCCGAGGAGGCGGCCGUGGCGGUGGUGGUCGUGGAGGAGGCGGACCAAGGGGAGGAAGGAAUCAGCAGUUCACUGGUGGUGCUUUGGGACGUGCCAUCCAGGCUUAG